CAGAUUAGAUAGGAGAUGCAUGUUGCCAACCAAUGACCAUCCUGCCGGCUCAUUUAUGUUCACGGGAUAAAUAUUUUAUUUGCCAAAUAUUCUUCCAUGUUGUGUCGUUCAGAGUCGUAGUUUAGUAUCUGGCUACACAGUGUUAAUAUGUACUUACAUGUGCAUACAUACUCUUUUCCGUCUCUGUGAUUGAAUCUGAUCCAAGAAGUUUACAUGAUCGACAAGAUAACAUUUCUAAAAUUCCAAAAUAGUAAUUCUUUUCGUAAUUAAUUAAAUAAAUUAACUAAAUACGCCCACUUCUGUAGUCAAGUAAGAGAGUCGGAGAGAGAGCAACCUCACACCACCACGUCUCGCACACGCCUCAAGAAGUUUACAUAUAUAAAUUGUGAAGACUAAUCAAAUCAGAGUCUUGUCUCGACCAACCUUUUAUGAGAUUGGGCUACUACAUUGGAAAUAAAGGGGCAUCAUGCACUUAUACAUAGUACGAAAAAUGCUUUCCAUAUUCCUCAGUUAUUAUCUGCAAAAUCAACUACCUUCCCCUCCCUUGGAGAGAAAUCAAACCUUUAACGAAUCCCUGGAACUGGACACUUGCGCUAAUCCAAUCCCUGGCAUUUCCCGUAUUCUGUUGGGUGUUGAUGUCACAAAACUGGAUUUACGACAUGACUAUUCCGUCGAUCACGUCGAUGGCUUCACGACUAAGUUAUUGGACAUAACUUGCAAGGAAGGUGGCACAUGGACGAGCCCCUUCUCCGGGGUGAAGUACGACGUUCCCGACCAAGUCUUGCAAGUAGUGGCGCUUCCUUCCGGCCUCGUCGCGAGUGACACGCUACUCCACACAAACAUGGAGUCUGUCCGUCACUCAAUGAGUGAGGAGGCAGGGAUAAGUUCGGUAAAAGAAGGUUUGUUCUCGGCUAGUUUAAGUUUCAAAAAUUCCCAGACAAGUUUAUUCAAUUCUUCGCGGUUUGUCGCAACUAUGAAGGCCUUCGUUUCCACGGCGGGAAUUGAUUUUAUUCCUCCCACUGAUUUGGGGACUUCUUUAAACAAGUAUUUUGUCGACGCGCUGCAAGCCCUUCCUGUCACGUAUGAGGAACAUCCGGAAGCUUAUGAUUCCUUCAUCUCCACUUAUGGGACACAUUACUACGCUUCCGGCUACUUUGGCGGCAGCUUAUCAACUUAUUUUGAAGUUGAUAAGUCCUUUCGCCGAUUAACAUCGGACAAUGAAGUCAAGGCGAAUGCAGAGGCUACCUUUUUCGGAAUCCUGAAAACUCACGGAGCCUAUGAUGGAAACGUUUCCACAAUUAGUGAAGAGUUUAAAAGGGCGUCGCACAAUUCACAGCGGUAUUAUGGCGGGGUGGCGAAUUUAUUUGAAAAGGACGGCUACACGAAAUGGUGGCCGACGGUGGAAGGGAACUCUUGGCUGUAUGGGGGUGUCCUAAAACCGGUGUCGGAACUAGUUCCAAUCGGUAAGCAGAGAGAGGCCUUAUCUAAAGCUGUAAACGUAUAUAUUUCAAAAGCCUACCUGAGGGAAGUCAAGCGUACGGGGGACUCUUUCAUGGGUCGCGGUCUAGUUGGGGAGGAGGUAGUGGCGGGUUAUUUAAAUCGGGUUGAAGCGUUGCUGGAAUCCGUAAACUUUACGGAUGCCGAGGUUUUGCAGGUAGGACGAGAAAUCUCGGAUUAUGUACUAACCCCAGAGUGGUUCACUAAUGUGGUGUACACUGUAAUUUGGACCGAUCCGGCGAAAGGGUUUACCCUGGUUCAUUCCGCUAAAAUGCUUUCCGCCACGCCCAUUUUUGACAUGUGCGAUGGUGAACGAAUUGAGAUGGAUUGUUAUCGCAAGGAUGACAUCAGUUUCACAAGUCCACCCGGGUCGCCAUCCUGGUGGGCUUCAGUGAGCGUGUCGAAUAAUUAUGGGGUUCAGGGGUGGACAAAUUCUUGGGUUUUUAAUAUCCCCGCCAACUCCGGGUUGGUUGAGCAAUGUGAAGUUUUGCUUCUUUCGGGAUGGGGUUGCACUUUGCGCGGGGGAUAAUCAGUGGACCCCUUGGCCGUAUGGGGCCGGAUUUCAUAAUCAUAUGUCUGGUGGUAUUAGCUUCGUGGGGAUCGACUUUACAUAAUUGAAUAGGUCAAAACCUGAUUAAAUUUCUAAAAUUCUGCAACAUCUUAAUAUUUAAAAGCUAAAAAUGUGUAUGUACGCAGAAUAAUACUUAAUAAACUUUGAUUUAUGUACUGCAUAUAAAAUUUCCUUAAAAAGCUUUCUACAUGUGUAUUUCUGCAUGUUGUAUUUUUUGUAAACGUUUCAAGAAAUAAUUUAACUCUGGACUGUGCCUAAUUUUGUUUCUCAAAAAUAAAUAAAUUAUAACUUUCGAAUA
This is a messenger RNA of Folsomia candida, 2366 nucleotides long. RefSeq names its product perivitellin-2 67 kDa subunit. The coding region runs from base 467 to 2026 and encodes 519 amino acids. The record is from RefSeq and is a predicted model, not a curated record. The transcript is spliced from 3 exons. Lineage: Eukaryota; Metazoa; Arthropoda; Collembola; Entomobryomorpha; Isotomidae.